UACAGAAUGAUAAAAUAACGAGACGAAGCUGUUGUGGUUGUAUACCAGAACAAUUUGGAGUUUUAGCCAUUUUAUCAAUGUAUCUCCUUUUUGGUUUACUAGGAUCGUUAGCUUCGUUCAUGACAUUGGCCU
Molecule: messenger RNA, 132 nt
Organism: Funneliformis caledonium
Lineage: Eukaryota; Fungi; Glomeromycota; Glomeromycetes; Glomerales; Glomeraceae
Source: the annotation of a GenBank genome assembly